AUGGACAACGGAUACCGUUUCCACUUGUGCAUGCGUAAGCAAAUUCUAACACUUAUAGACUAUUUGCCAGUCAACGAUAUUCCGGACUUGGACAGUCAGCAAGAGACCACAAAAUCCCAUAAAAAGGACUCACUGUCUGUCUCACACCUCAACGCAAAAGCAAAGAAAAAUCAGUUUAGUAUCAUUCUCAUUAUGGGAUCCUCAAAUUCACUCAUUGUUACAUUAUUCUUGAUUCUAGUAUCAAAUUUAUGGGCUGCUACUUCACAAUCAAUUCAAGAAAAAUUCUAUACGUGCAUUUCUGUCAAUUCCAAACUUCCUAUCCCGUUUUCAAAAGCUUUCUUUGCCCCUGGCAAUGCUUCAUAUAGUUCCAUCCUGGAGUCUUCUGCGAUGAAUUUAAGGUAUUUGACGCCUUCUGUGCCGAAACCUCAGAUGAUCUUCACCCCAUUAACUGAAAAUCAUGUUCAGGCAGCUGUUCAAUGCACAAAACAGGUCGGAAUUCAACUUAGAUUCCGAAGUGGAGGCCAUGAUUAUGAGGGCCUCUCGUACGCGUCACAAACGGAACAACCUUUUCUCCUUGUAGACCUAUCGAAACUCCGGAGUGUCGAUGUAGACAUACAGGACAACAGCGCGUGGGUGCAAGUUGGUGCUACUAUUGGUGAGUUUUAUUACAAAAUUUCACAGAAAAGUAAAAUUCAUGGAUUCCCCGCAGGACUUUGCCCCAGCUUAGGAGUUGGAGGGCACAUAACAGGAGGAGCAUAUGGUUCCAUGAUGAGGAAAUAUGGCAUCGGAGCUGACAAUGUUGUCGAUGCGCGAAUAGUUGAUGCAAGCGGCAAAAUUCUUGAUCGGAAAUCAAUGGGAGAAGAUCUUUUCUGGGCUAUUAGAGGUGGUGGUGGAGCUAGUUUUGGAAUCAUACUCGCUUGGAAAGUCCGAUUAGUCCCUGUUCCAGAAACUGUCACUGUUUUCACUGUUCCAAAAACCUUGGAACAAGGUGCUACAAAGAUUCUCUACAGAUGGCAACAAGUGGUUGAUAAACUUGAUGAGGAUCUGUUCAUCAGAGUCAUCAUUACAAAAGCAAAUGGUGCUCAAAAGGGCGAGCAGACAGUACAAAAUUUGUACCAAGGUUUAUUUCUUGGCAGAGCCGAUAGAUUGCUUGGAAUAAUGGCCGAAUGUUUCCCCGAGUUGGGAUUGACACAAAAGGACAGCACUGAAAUGAGCUGGAUCCAAUCAGUGAUGUAUAUUGGUGGUUACCCACCGAAUACACCACCUGAGGUUUUGCUUCAAGGGAAGGCCUUAUUCAAGAACUACUUCAAAGCCAAAUCAGACUUCAUAAAAGAACCAAUCCCAGAGACUGGAUUAGAAGGACUAUGGAAAAGUUUUCUUGAAGAGGAAUCGCCGUUGAUGCUAUGGACUCCUUAUGGUGGCAUGAUGAGUAACAUUUCAGAAUCUGAAAUUCCAUUCCCUCACAGAAAAGGUGUCAUAUUUAUGAUACAAUACGUUACCAGUUGGAACGACGCUAAACCAGAAUCCACCACGAAGCACAUGGAUUGGGUAAGAAAACUGUACAAUUACAUGGCUCCAUAUGCUUCCAUGUCACCAAGAGAAUCCUAUGUUAAUUACAGGGAUCUUGAUUUGGGUUCAAACAAAAAUGGUACAAGUCUAGAAGAAGCAAGUUUGUGGGGCACCAGCUAUUUCAAGGACAAUUUCAACAGACUAGUAAAUAUAAAGACUAAGGUUGAUCCUGAUAAUUUCUUCAGACAUGAACAGAGCAUCCCAACUCUUUGACGAAUUCGAAAACAGGGAAGAGAUUGACUCACUGGAAACACUUGCUACCUCCAUAACAACUAAUAAGACAGUAUAUCAGUUUGUUUUUAGAAUUCCUCCCUGUUAUAAGCAUUGGUAUUUCAUCAUCUUCCAGCAGCUUUUAAUCAUUGUAGACAUCUACAGUAUCAGUGUCUAUUAUGUAUGUCUUUUCCUCUUAUUUAUAAAAAGAAUGUACUCAUCUUAAAUAAUGUGCUCAUCUUUACUUUUCAUCCUUCCAUUUUCUUUGGCAAA
Messenger RNA from Olea europaea var. sylvestris, 2052 nucleotides. Its product is annotated as berberine bridge enzyme-like 15. Bases 1 to 1782 code for a protein of 593 amino acids. Gene Ontology annotation, molecular function: FAD binding; oxidoreductase activity. NCBI's taxonomy places the organism in Eukaryota, Viridiplantae, Streptophyta, Magnoliopsida, Lamiales, Oleaceae. The transcript has 2 exons. The record is from RefSeq and is a predicted model, not a curated record.